Maudiozyma barnettii is the source of this 2400-nucleotide messenger RNA. It is a transcript of the gene ESC8, whose product is annotated as Esc8p. The transcript has a single exon. The record is from RefSeq and is a predicted model, not a curated record. The coding region runs from base 1 to 2400 and encodes 799 amino acids. Lineage: Eukaryota; Fungi; Ascomycota; Saccharomycetes; Saccharomycetales; Saccharomycetaceae.
AUGUCUACCGAUAUGAAAGAGGUCAUCGAUUUAGAAUCAAAAGAAAAGGAACAACAAAUAUCAAAUGACUCUAGGACUUCUCUAAAUAAAGCUGACAGGGUAAUGGUUCCUGAGGAAGAAGGAAGUAAAGUUCAUAAAGGAGAAAAAGAACAUCCAGAAUUUAAUGGUUCUACUAAACAAGGUCGAUCCCAGAAACCAAAAGGUCAAAUGACAUUUGCUGAUUUCAAAAAAAUUGCUAUUAUUAAAGCUAAAUCUGGCACAAUUGAUCCAAAUGGAACUAAAAUUAGAAUUAAAAUAUCUGAUAAUAUACCAAAAGUAAUCACAUCGAGAGCACCCACUAAUUCAGUUACGCCAUCAAAAUCGCCUACUAAAUCACCUACACCACCUAAAUCUCAAGGAACAAAAUCAAAAUCAAAAUCGACCACUAAUACUUUGGACCCAGCAGGUAUACCUAAAAAACGUGGGACUUAUUCUGAUUUAGAAUCUAAUCGGUACAAAAUAUUGAAAACCGAACACCAUAAGAAAGUUCCAAGUUUAAAGACAUUGCAGAGUUUAUACUGGGCCCCAAACCUCCCAUUAAUGAAUGAUGAUUUUAGAUUUAUUGAUAAUAAAAUGAACGAAAUGUGGACCCUACAGUUCUGUAAUAAACCAGAACGAAACGCAAAGGAUAUUUUAAAAAUUAUGGCAUUUAUCAACAAAUUUAGUCAAUACUUUGAUGAGAAUUUGAAAAAUAUAACAUAUCCAGAUUUCUCUAUUGGUCUAUCAUUAGGAACUACUGAUGAAACUACUGGACAGCAUAAUCAGGCAGAACUAGAACACAUCCAAAGUCUAAUGAAUUUUAUAUUUUUCAAUUUGUUAAAGCUAUUAUUUAGUAUAAAUGGUAAGAAAAAUCCUUACAAUGUUCCAACUCUACAGAAAUUUAUGAAUAUUAAACAGCCCUUUGGGAAAAUGGUUGGGAAACUUCAUACCAAUAUUAAAGAAUGGGGCUCGCCAAAAGAAUGGAGGUAUGAUUUAUCCAAGGAAGAAGAUGUUACAGAUGACAAUGACAAUGAUUUAGUAGAUCCAUCCUUGAACGAGAUAUUAUUUGAAACAAAGGAUAUGUUACCUUUACAUCCGCCAUAUCAGGAUGAAUAUCAUCCCCUAUUCAUGAAAAGUAGAUCUAUUGUGGAUGCUGAAGGUAUUUAUGCAGUUGAUACAUUCAGAGAUAGAGUUGUAGCGUUAAAUUAUUUGGUAGACCUUAAUAUAUCAUAUUCUGCACUUAUACACGAAGAAGUAAACAAUAUGUCACACUGUCGCAAAGACCAGCACUUUACACAUUUGGUACCCAACUUCUUAAAAGAAGGUUUUUCGCAAACAAUUGAAGAUUUCACAGAUUUAUGUGAAUCUAUUGUAAUUUAUAUUAAUGCCAAACGUGCAAGUAAGUACGAUAGAUACAAAGCUAACCUACCCAUAUUAGAUAAGGUUAGAGCUGCACUUGUCAGCAUAUUAAAGACAAAUAGCGAAGAAAGAAAGGCAAAAAUUUUAUCAAUGUAUGAUAAAUGGGUAAUUCUAUUGAGUAACACAGUGCCUGAGAAUCCAUUGUCUGAUCCCUACCUAGACGACUCCGCCAAAUUACGUUUACAGGAAUUUUUUGUAGUGAGGGUGAAUGAAAUAGGUGAUUUUUAUAUCCCUAGAAUGAAUACAUAUGAUAAUCCUCAUAAAUAUACCAAUUUCUAUGUUGAUUUAUUAUCUCUAUUGGAUUUGUUUAAAAUGUAUGCAAACAAUGAAAUUGAUGAUCGUGUUAUUAACGAAGAAUUUGAAAAGUCUGGCAAGCCUUCAUUCUCAUUAUUAUAUCGUAAUAGUGCCAAGAUGACAAAUGAUUGGUUUCUUAAUAAUGGUGUGAAAGAUGAGAACUAUUGGUACGAGAUUUGCCAUGAUUCUCAAUCCCUUCAGAUUUUUAAAACUAAGAUCGAAGGCAUGUUAUCUGGUACAGAAUCAAAUGAAAUUUCUACUUUACUGAAAGAUAAUAAAUACCAAGACACAAAGAGAACAUUAUCUAUUUUAUAUGAUUAUUUGAAUAAAAUUUAUCCAAUUAUUGAAAAGUUUGAAAAUUUGAAGCCAGCCUACAAAGAUCAAUAUUCGAUCGACAAUCCUGGAAAUGGUGUUUCUACUAGACGAUCGACAAGAGGACAUCAGAAUAGAGUGAAUUAUGCACUCCAAUCUGAUGAUGAAUUUGAAAACGAAAUUCACGGUGAGUCAGAUGCCGAUUUUGUAAAUGGCUCUGAAUCGGUGUAUGAUGAAGAUGGACAACAAAUUAUAUCAUCUACUAACCAAGUUGACGUAGGAGCAGAUAUAUCAGAUGGUCCAAUUCAAAAAAUGUCGCGUGAACAGAGACUACAGUCCAGAAGAGACAGAAAUUAA